CAACGGAACUGUCAACUGUCCGCGUUGCUUUUGUUUUGGUGGAACCGCUGAGUUUGCGGCGUGAACGCAGAUCCUUUUCCCUCGUUUUCCGGCCGGCCCACUGGCCAAAGUAUCCUUGCUGUGCGAAAAUGAUUAUUCCGGUGCGCUGUUUUACCUGCGGAAAGGUGAUAGGCAACAAAUGGGAAGCCUACUUGGGAUUGCUGCAAGCCGAGUACACGGAAGGUGAUGCCCUCGAUGCGCUAGGAUUGAAAAGGUACUGCUGCCGACGGAUGCUGCUCGGACAUGUGGAUCUCAUCGAGAAACUACUGAACUACGCACCGCUGGAGAAGUAAAACCAUGCAGGCAACAGGAAGGCGCGUGGCCGUUUUUUUUAGCUUAAACAGAAACAUAAAAUUAAUGCGUUAAUGUAAGACGAUGAUCGGUGCGAUGUAAUAAAAAUCCUAUAUUUGAACAUUUGCAUCCAUUAUA
Messenger RNA from Anopheles aquasalis, 468 nucleotides. It is a transcript of the gene Polr2L, whose product is annotated as DNA-directed RNA polymerases I, II, and III subunit Rpb10. The record is from RefSeq and is a predicted model, not a curated record. Gene Ontology annotation, molecular function: DNA binding; zinc ion binding. NCBI's taxonomy places the organism in Eukaryota, Metazoa, Arthropoda, Insecta, Diptera, Culicidae. Gene Ontology annotation, cellular component: RNA polymerase I complex; RNA polymerase III complex; RNA polymerase II, core complex. Gene Ontology annotation, biological process: transcription by RNA polymerase II; transcription by RNA polymerase I; tRNA transcription by RNA polymerase III.